Molecule: messenger RNA, 4914 nt
Organism: Durio zibethinus
Lineage: Eukaryota; Viridiplantae; Streptophyta; Magnoliopsida; Malvales; Malvaceae
Product: cellulose synthase A catalytic subunit 2 [UDP-forming]-like
Biological process (GO): cellulose biosynthetic process
Cellular component (GO): membrane
Molecular function (GO): cellulose synthase (UDP-forming) activity
Source: RefSeq, a predicted model, not a curated record
UCAUUCAAGACUGUCGCUUUCCGUUUCAAGUAAGGUACCAAAAAAAAAAAACCGUCCCUUCUAAAAAUGCUUUUGUCCUUGAUCAAAACGUUCUUCUAUUAACCCUAAGCCCGUUUUGGUCGAUUCCUCAACUCUUGCAUUUCACCCCCCAAUUACUAGCGUCAAUUUUGUCUUGUUCAAUGUGGUUGACACUUCCCUCCCUUAGCUAACUAUCUCUCUUUUCUUUUCCGUACUCUUAAUCCUCUUCACUUUUUGUCUAAAAGAAAAAGAAAAUUCUUUCAUUUGACAAUCCAAAAAUUUUCCAUCAAAAAAGAAAAAAACAACCAAAAUUGCAAAAUACCCUUCAUCACCGUCAAGGAGCGCCGUGGCACGGUGGGGCAACCACUUAGCCCCACCACCCAAAAAUAUAAAAAACUAUAAAAUCUGGGUUCCACUGAAUACCCCAUUUUAAUUUCUCAGUAGACAAGAGCUAGUUUUUACAGUUAUAAGUAGACAAUGUUGGAGACAUUUUGACUCCAAACUUUAUAGCUUGGAGUAGCAAUACUCUAUGCAUGUAAAAAGAAGAAAUGAAAUCAUAAAUGUACUGUAAUGUGGUAGAUUUAUUGAUUUGGUUUCGCCUUUCUCUUGCUGAUCUGUUCGUGUCUGUGUCCAUAUCUCGUUGCUAGUGUGUUAAGCGUUGAAUUUUUGUCAAGAUUCUUUUCUGUCAUAUUCUCUCUCUGUUUAUAAGAAGCUUUUGAUCAGACUCCUGUCAAUGAUCAACACCAACCAAAAUUUUCAUUUUUAUUUUUAACGGAGAGACCCAGUUGUCGGCAAAAUUGGGUCUUUCUUUCUCUCUCAAAUAAGGAAUCAAUCAAUAAACAGACAUAGUAACACACAAACAAAAAACUAUUUCUUUUUUUCUUUUGAUAGUAUCGUAUAUUCUUUGUUCUUUAUUAUAAUAAUUGACAUCAUAUUUUAGUUGUAGCUAUAUUUCUAUAGUUGGUUCUCUACCUCUCUCUCUGAAGCUGUGUUUUUGUUCAUUGUAUAAUGUGAGGUUGUUGUUCCUUGUAAUGGGUGCCUGAGAGAGAAAGAAAGAGGUGGGAAGUAAAGCUUGGAUCUUUAUGAGAUUUGAGUGAUGAAGGAGGAAGAGAGAUAGCUAUAUUGAAGUGGGUUUCUCUUGCUUUUGAAGCUUUUACCUUUGUUUUUGUUGGGGUUGGAGCUAGAUGGAUACCAAAGGAAGACUCGUUGCUGGUUCCCACAAUAGGAAUGAGUUUGUUCUCAUCAAUGCUGAUGAGUUUGCAAGAGUGACAUCUGUUAAAGAAUUAAGUGGGCAGAUUUGCCAGAUCUGUGGAGAUGAGAUAGAGAUUUCUGUUGAUGGGGAACUAUUUGUUGCCUGCAAUGAGUGUGCAUUCCCGGUAUGCAGACCUUGCUAUGAAUAUGAAAGAAGAGAGGGCAAUCAAGCAUGCCCUCAAUGUAAAACCAGAUACAAACGCAUUAAAGGUUGCCCUCGUGUAGAAGGGGAUGAGGAAGAGGAUGGUGCUGAUGAUUUAGAGAAUGAGUUUGAUAUUGCAAGCCAUGAUAGGAGAGAUCCUCACCAUAUUGCUGCAGCCAUGCUCUCUGCUCGACUCAAUGUCAAUUGUGGUUUUCAACCUCAUGUUUCAGGGAUAAGCACCCCAGCAGAGUUUGAUGCUGCUUCUGUCGCUACGGAGAUCCCUCUCUUGACAUAUGGCCAAGAGGAUGUUGAGAUUUCCUCCGAUAAGCAUGCUCUUAUCAUUCCUCCCUUUAUGAGUCAUGGAAGACGUGUCUAUCCAAUGCCAGUUCCUGAUCCUUCCAUGACCUUGCCAUCCAGACCAAUGGAUCUUAAGAAGGAUUUGGCAGUAUAUGGGUAUGGAACUGUUGCAUGGAAGGAAAGAAUGGAGGAUUGGAAGAGAAAACAGAAUGAGAAACUCCAGGUGGUUAAGCAUGAAGGAAAUAAUGGAGAUGAGUUUGAGGAUCCUGAUUUGCCAAUGAUGGAUGAAGGCAGGCAACCACUUUCAAGGAAACUACCAAUCCCUUCUGGCAAGAUAAAUCCAUAUAGAUUAAUUAUCCUACUUCGGCUUGUGAUCCUGGGGUUAUUUUUUCACUAUAGAAUUCUGCAUCCUGUGAAUGAUGCUUAUGUGCUGUGGCUUAUUUCAGUCAUUUGUGAAAUAUGGUUUGCUGUAUCAUGGAUAUUGGAUCAGUUCCCGAAAUGGUACCCAAUUGAACGGGAAACAUACCUUGAUCGGUUGUCAUUGAGGUACGAGAAAGAAGGGAGGCCAUCUGAACUAGCUUCUGUAGACAUAUUUGUGAGUACAGUUGAUCCCAUGAAAGAGCCACCACUUAUCACUGCAAAUACAGUUCUGUCUAUCCUUUCUGUAGAUUAUCCAGUUGAUAAAGUAGCCUGCUAUGUCUCUGAUGAUGGUGCUGCCAUGCUUACUUUUGAGGCUCUGUCUGAGACGUCUGAAUUUGCAAGAAAAUGGGUACCAUUUUGUAAGAAGUUCAACAUUGAACCCCGGGCUCCUGAAUGGUAUUUUGGUCAGAAAGUUGACUAUUUGAGAGAUAAAGUAGAUCCAACAUUUGUUAAGGAACGCCGUGCCAUGAAGAGGGAAUAUGAAGAGUUCAAAGUUCGAAUAAACUGCUUGGUUGCCACGGCACAAAAAUUUCCAGAGGAGGGUUGGACAAUGCAGGAUGGGACUCCAUGGCCAGGAAACAAUGUCAGGGAUCAUCCUGGAAUGAUCCAGGUUUUCCUUGGUCAUGAUGGUGUUCGUGAUAUUGAAGGGAAUGAAUUACCUCGUCUAAUUUAUGUUUCUCGUGAAAAGAGACCAGGAUUUGAUCACCACAAAAAAGCUGGGGCCAUGAAUGCUUUGGUUCGCGUUUCUGCUAUCAUCUCCAAUGCUCCUUUCUUACUGAAUGUUGAUUGUGAUCACUAUAUAAACAACAGCAAGGCUCUUCGUGAAGCUAUGUGCUUCAUGAUGGACCCUAUUUCAGGAAAGAAAAUCUGCUAUGUCCAAUUUCCUCAAAGAUUUGAUGGCAUUGAUCGACAUGAUAGAUACUCUAAUCGCAAUGUUGUAUUUUUUGAUAUCAACAUGAAAGGACUGGAUGGGAUUCAAGGACCUAUUUAUGUUGGAACUGGAUGCGUCUUCAGGAGGCAGGCACUCUAUGGGUAUGAUGCCCCUGUCAAGAAAAAGCUUCCAAGAAGGACAUGCAAUUGUUUGCCAAAAUGGUGCUGCUGUUGUUGUUACCGAUCUAAAAAGAAGAAUAGGAAAGCAAAGUCCAAUGUUAAGAAAAACAACAAGGAGGUUUCAAAGCAGAUACAUGCUCUAGAGAAUAUUGAGGGAAUUGAAGGUAUAGACCAUGAAAAGUCAUCCCUUAUGCCACAAAUCAAAUUUGAGAAGAAAUUUGGCGAAUCACCAGUUUUCAUUGCUUCGACACUUAUGGAGAAUGGAGGAAUUCCAAAGGGGGCAAGCACUGCAUCACUCUUAAAAGAAGCCAUCCAUGUCAUCAGCUGUGGUUAUGAAGAUAAAACAGAUUGGGGGAAAGAAGUUGGGUGGAUAUAUGGCUCUGUUACAGAAGAUAUAUUAACAGGCUUCAAGAUGCAUUGCCAUGGCUGGCGAUCAGUGUAUUGCAUUCCAAAAAGGCCUGCAUUUAAGGGUUCAGCUCCUAUUAACCUCUCAGAUCGUUUGCACCAGGUUCUACGUUGGGCUCUGGGAUCUGUUGAAAUUUUCUUGAGCAGGCAUUGCCCAUUAUGGUAUGGGUAUGGCUGUGGAUUAAAAUCCUUGGAGCGCUUUUCUUACAUAGCCUCAGUUGUGUACCCUUUGACAUCAAUUCCACUUCUUAUUUAUUGUACACUGCCGGCUGUCUGUCUCCUUACUGGAAAGUUUAUUGUCCCUGAGAUUAGCAAUUAUGCCAGUAUCCUUUUCAUGUCUCUCUUCAUAGUCAUAGCUGUGACUAGUAUCCUCGAAAUGCAGUGGGGAGGUGUUGGGAUACAUGACUGGUGGAGAAAUGAGCAGUUCUGGGUGAUUGGUGGUGUCUCAUCACACCUAUUUGCCCUCUUCCAGGGUCUGCUUAAGGUUUUAGCAGGUGUUAACACGAACUUCACCGUUACCUCAAAAGGAGGCGACAAUGGAGAGUUUUCUGAGCUAUACAUAUUCAAAUGGACAUCUCUAUUGAUUCCUCCCAUGACAUUGUUGAUCAUCAACAUGAUUGGAGUCAUGGUUGGGAUUUCUGAUGCCAUCUCCAAUGGAUAUGACUCAUGGGGGCCUCUAUUUGGUAGAUUGUUCUUUGCCUUCUGGGUUAUCGUUCAUCUUUACCCGUUCCUCAAGGGGUUGAUGGGGAAACAAGACAGGCUUCCUACCAUCACUGUGGUUUGGUCAAUACUUUUAGCUUCAAUUUUCUCUCUUUUGUGGGCUCGAGUCAACCCAUUUAUAUCAAAAGGAGGUAUUGUUUUAGAAGUGUGCGGGUUGAACUGUGAAUAAAAUACAGAAUAAAAAGGAAGGGGGUGAAGAAAGGCUGUCUGAAAAUUGCAUAAAUCGGCUGUGUUUUUGGUCGAAGACGAAGACAUCCCUCCCUGCGACAUGGUUGUCCUCACUUACCAUCAUGUAAAAGGUGAGCAAAAGGGAAAACAUAUAUGUUGCAUGGUGUUUGUAGAUACGUAGAACUGGGAUCCAGUAUUUGUUCUGUUGAGUUCCCUUUGAUUCUUUCCAUACAAGUGGAUUUUUGUGGGUUGGAAGGGAUUGAAUUCAUAAAGUCCUUUGUAAUCUCUAGAGAAGAGAAAAGUUUGUUUUAUCCAUAAUGUAUAUUUCCUUCAAUAAGGGACUUAAGAUAAAUGCCUUUGAAUUGUUUUGUGUAAACUUUGGAUUGGAAUUUAUAGUGCUUUUAAGGUUCUCCACUGUCUUGCUAGUAAGAUACAGAUGCAAU